Molecule: messenger RNA, 1106 nt
Organism: Anopheles darlingi
Lineage: Eukaryota; Metazoa; Arthropoda; Insecta; Diptera; Culicidae
Product: probable RNA methyltransferase CG1239
Exons: 2
Coding region: 49-987 (312 amino acids)
Biological process (GO): snRNA modification
Molecular function (GO): O-methyltransferase activity; snRNA binding; RNA methyltransferase activity
Source: RefSeq, a predicted model, not a curated record
AUCGAGCAAACUCGCCAAAGCCGGCUCGGCAACAGAACGCGGGUAAAAAUGGGUUUACCGGUAGCAGCACAGAAAUUCGUUCCGGAAGUUACCACAAUUACGGGACGGGUGGAAGAAGAUGUUCAGAAACCAUCAACAGAGUGCAAACCCGCACUUGGUAAGAGAAAACCAGAGCCGGAAUCGGAACCGAAACGGGAAUCGCAAGCGGAACAAGAACGAGAAAGAGAACCUCAACAACAAACACAAGCAGCUAAGCGUCCGAGGAAGAUAUUUCCCUACGGUAACUACGACCGUUACUACGGAUACCGUAACUUUAACGCUACACCAGCGGACGAUCCACGAUUGGAGGCCUUCAUGCAGCGGCGUGAGUUGUUCCUCGGUAAACGUGUCCUGGACAUCGGUUGUAAUAAUGGCGCCCUGACGAUACAACUGGCCGCAGCUUGCCAACCAUCCGCGAUUUUCGGCAUCGACAUCGACGGAGGGCUCAUAGCACAGGCACGGAGGCACUGCAAGCAAGCCCUGAUAAAUGGCGUGAAGGUGCCCAGGGUUGAGGAGCGGCGUCAUUUGUUGAACAGGGGACAGGUAGAGUUUUUGCGUGCAAACUACAUACUCGAAGAUGCCGCCCUUCUCGAAGCCGAACAACCCAAAUUCGAUGUGGUUCUGUGCCUUUCGGUGACUAAAUGGAUACAGCUGAACUUUGGUGACGAUGGACUUCGGUUGGCUUUUCGGCGGAUGUUCCGUCAGCUGAAACCAGGCGGUGUGCUGAUUCUUGAGGCGCAACCCUGGAGCAGCUACAAACGUCGCAAGAAGCUAACGGAAACGAUUGCCGCAAACUUUGCCCGCAUCAAGCUGCUUCCGGCAAUGUUCCAGCAGUAUUUGCUCGGUAACGAGGUAGGCUUUGCAUCCUGCACCGAGCUACCGGUGCCACGUACAUCCACCAAAGGAUUCCAAAGACCAAUUCAGCUCUACAGGAAAAGUAAUGAUUGAGAAAUGGUUUCCCUUCGAUCCUCUCCCCGCUAUACUUGUUAGUGAUGAUUUGAUUUGAUGAACUGAAACAACCGAAGAAAUCUAGAAAUGAAAUUAUCAACCAAUUGCCCUUUAUUCUU